Messenger RNA from Folsomia candida, 1391 nucleotides. RefSeq names its product tRNA (cytosine(38)-C(5))-methyltransferase (gene Mt2). The record is from RefSeq and is a predicted model, not a curated record. The coding region runs from base 125 to 1249 and encodes 374 amino acids. The transcript is spliced from 4 exons. Lineage: Eukaryota; Metazoa; Arthropoda; Collembola; Entomobryomorpha; Isotomidae. Gene Ontology annotation, molecular function: methyltransferase activity.
AAUGGCAAUGCGGCAAUGGAACACGUGCAUGUUUUGUGUCAGCUGCGACAGCUUUUUGUUUGCAUUUUGUUGAGUUAUCUUCAUGGAUGUAUAGUAAUCUUUGAAAGAAUUAAGCAUUUUUAAUAUGGAAAAAAUACGCGUUUUGGAACUAUUUUGUGGCAUUGGAGGGCUGCAUUGGGGACUGAAAGAGAUAGGAGUUGAGUUUGAAAUUGUUGCGGCAUUGGAGAUAAAUCCUACCGUUCUAGAAACAUACGCCGUCAAUUUUCCAGACGUGCGAAUAGUCAGGCGUAACAUUGAAAGUUUGACAGCAGAAGAAAUCAACGAGAUGAACAUUGACGCUCUUGUAAUGAGCCCUCCUUGUCAGCCUUUUUGCAGAGCAGGGAAUAAGCAAGGGUUGCUGGACAAACGGUCUUCUCCGCUAAUUAACUUACUCCAAAUACUUCCUCGAAUAAGGUUUAAAUAUAUUUUUGUGGAAAACGUCAAGGGAUUUGAGACGUCCGAUGCUCAUGGCGAAUUUGUCGACAUGUUAACAAAGAUUGGAUUCCGCUAUCAAGAAUUCCUCUUGAGCCCUGUGACAUUAGGAAUUCCGAAUUCUAGACUGAGAUAUUAUUUAAUUGGAAAACAUUCUGAUUUACAAUGGUCAUUUGAUCUGUCAGAUCAAGUGUUGGACAAACUUCCUGAAACAAGUGGAAACAAUCCAAUUCAAUUGGUCAAGGAUCGGCAUAGGCAACGAUGGUUGAAUUAUCGUGAGAAACGUAUAGGACGCCAUGCAACAGAGGGAAAACUUCAUGGUUCUUCAUCGGAAAAAUUCCCAUCUAAAUAUCUGGAAUCAGCCACAAGCAAAUCAGAAGAAUUAUGGUACCUAAAUGAUAUUUUGGAGCCUAAUGAAUUUAUUUUUCCGGAACACAAACUUUCACUAGAAAAAUUACGAAAAUAUUGGAGUGCGUUAGACAUUGUAACUCCAUUCUCAACCACCUCGUGUUGCUUUACCAAAGCCUAUUUUUACUACUUAACGGGGAGCGGCUCAAUUUUAGAUAUUAAUGGAAACGAUAAAAUUGAAAGUGAUGAAGUUAGGCAAUCUGAGGGAAAAUUUAGGUAUUUCACUCCACGAGAAGUAAGUAGAUUGAUGUGCUACCCGGAAGAAUUUAAAUUUCCAUCAAAUCAUUCCUUAAAACAAAAGUACAAAGCUUUAGGCAAUAGUGUAAAUGUGAGCGUAGUUGCUUUAAUGUUUGCAUUGCUAUUUAGCUAAUAUAUUGAUUGGCAUGUGUAUUUAUGCAACUUCUCUGAAUGCACCAUGAUCAUGUAUUAUAUUGUUAUCAAGAUUUGUGUAUUGUCUUCCAUUCAAUGUCUUUUCACGUGGAAAUAAACGUGGACCAAUACAUAUUUCAAUA